Molecule: messenger RNA, 5824 nt
Organism: Nerophis lumbriciformis (worm pipefish)
Lineage: Eukaryota; Metazoa; Chordata; Actinopteri; Syngnathiformes; Syngnathidae
Gene: malrd1
Product: MAM and LDL receptor class A domain containing 1
Cellular component (GO): membrane
Molecular function (GO): protein binding
Source: RefSeq, a predicted model, not a curated record
CAUCAGAGCGCUCAGAGACUCUCACGCCGACAUCUUGGCUAAGCUGAAGACGGCAAAAAGCUUCUACUUCGUGUUCCUCCACUUGGAUGUUAAAGGUGAUGUAGUCUGUGACCAUGUUGUCAUUCAGGCUGCUGGUCUUCACUCUGGCCUUCAGUCCUUCGUGUGUGCGCUCACGCUGGAGCUGCGAUAACCAUGUCUGUGUUCCUGACGACUUCACCGACGACUGUGGCGAUGCCAGCGACGAACAGCACUGUUCCGACUAUAAGAGGUGUGACUUUGAAGAAGGCUUGUGUGACCUGAUCCAAAGUUCAGAACCCUUUUCGAAGUGGAGCAGAAGCAGGAAGGUCUCAGCCAUCACAGGAGACCACAGCAGCAACCAAUCAGCAUACUUCCUGUCGCUUGUGGCCAGCACAGGAAGUGAUGUACGAGCACAAGUUUUAAGUCCAUCCUUUAUGGCGACUGACACCUGCCAGAUGAGCUUCUACUACCACGUCUUGGCCCAACAUGGAGCUCUGCAGGUUCUGACAGAGAGCAGUCCACUGGGUCACAGCACUGUGGUAUGGACACGGUCCAGUCCGACGACCGAGUGGCAGCACGCCGUCGUCGGUUUCAGCAGCAAGAGCACCUUUCACGUGGUGAUUAAAGGACAUCUAACAGCAGAAAGUGAUGCUUCAGAGGUCCUCGCCAUUGAUGACAUCUCCUUUAGUCCGCACUGUGUGCCCGUACCAGAGAACACCGGGCCCUCUCCUACCACGGCUUGUCCCCCCUCCUGGUUUGCAUGUGGCAGUGGGCCGUGCAUCGAGGACAGCAAAGUGUGUGACUUCACCCCGCAGUGUCCCCACGGAGACGACGAAAGCAACUGUCCUUCAGAGUGUGACUUUGAGGGUGACUCCUGCGGCUGGUACGAGCUCACCCUUGGCGACGGCUUUGAUUGGGUGAGGGGCUCAUCCUUGGAAGUACCCCCAGAGUACUACGGCCGCCCGCCUCCUCCGGACCACUCUACCAACAGCACAGAUGGUCACUUUAUGUUCAUCCUGAAGAACAGCAGCAGUCUUCAUCCAAGGGCAGUUCUCCGAGGACCAUGGUUCCAACAGUCGGCCUCGGGGUGCACCAUGACCUUUUGGCAUUACAACUCAGGCAUCUCAGUGGGGGCAGCCGACAUGUACCUCCGUAUCCAGGGAGUCAGGAACAACACCAUCAUUUGGAGGACCUUGUACGACCAGGGAACCCGCUGGAACCGGGUCAGCGUGCAGCUGGGUCGCAUCACACGGCCCUUCCAGAUCGCCAUGGCUAAAAUCAGCCUUGGCGUUUUUGACGGCAUCUCCGCCGUAGACGACAUCUCCUUUCACAACUGCUCCAUGCCGCCCGCCACAAUGGAGUGUCCUCCCCAUUCACAUUUCCACUGCACACGCACUAAAGCGUGCGUGGAGCGUCUGCAGCUGUGUGACCUGGUGGACGACUGUGGGGAUGGAUCAGACGAAGAGAACUGUUCUCCCGAGCUGCAGUGUAACUUUGAGACGGGGCUUUGCAGCUGGAAACAGGAGCAACGUGGCGCCGACGUCUUUGACUGGACCCGUAUUCAGGGCCCCACCCCGUCGUUCAAAACAGGGCCCUGGAAGGACCACACGGUGGGCACCAGCUAUGGCCACUACCUCUACAUCGAGUCGUCCGUCCCACAGGAGUUCAAGGACACGGCGGUGCUGCUGAGUCCGGCCUUCCAACCCACCCACCAGCGCGGUGACAACCUGUUUGACUCCCGCCACCCUUGCGUGUUCCGCUUCCAUUACCACAUGUUUGGAUCGCACGUCUUCUGUCUGGCUGUCUACCUCAGGACCGCCUCGACGGGCCGCGGCUCAUUGCUGUGGGUGGGGUACGGAGACCAAGGGAAUUAUUGGCACAGGAAGACUCUCUACCUCACCAGCGCUAGACCUUUUCAGAUUCUCAUCGAAGGAACAGUCGGCGAUGAUUUCAGAGGGGACAUCGCCAUCGAUGACCUCUCCUUCCUGGGUUGUGUCCCCUAUGAAGGAGAGCUCCCGCCGGCCAACGUCACGGAGCCUGCGGGGACCACGCCAGGCCCCACGCUCCAGCCUCACAGCUGCCCGCACGGGGAGUUUGCUUGUGGGUCCCCUGACGAGUGUGUCCCUCACUUUAAAGUGUGCGACUUCAGACAGGACUGCUCGGACGGCUCUGACGAAAGCGACUGUGUGGCACAGCAGUGUGAUUUUAAAGCUGGUCAAAGUUGCGGUUGGAAGAAUGCGGACGAGGCCCCGGUCUCCAUGCAUGCAUUUCGCUGGGCACCCGACCAAGGAGAGAGCAUUCAUGCUGGAGAACAGUAUCAUCGUCCCUUCACUGACCACACACUAGGCAGCCCUGAAGGUUGGUACAUGUGCGCCGACAGUUCAAACGGCGGCUACGGUCACACCAGCGACCUCCAGACGCCCGUCAUCUCCUCCACUGGGCCACAGUGCACCCUGGUCUUUUGGUACCACAUGGGCGGCUUCACCGUGGGUUCCCUGCAGGUGUUGCUGCGGCGCGGCAACGUCACUCACGAGGUUUGGUCUCAGACUGGUAACCAGGGUAACAAAUGGCGGCGAGGAGAAGUGUUCUUGGGGCUGUCACGUGACUUUCAGGUGGUGUUCCGAGCCAAGAGGGGUAUCAGCUACAUGGGCGACGUGGUGAUCGACGACGUCAGCUUCAUGGACUGCCCCCCUCCGCUGCCCUCGGCGUUGCCGUGCACGCCCGAGCAGUACGCCUGCGCCAACGGCCGCUGCGUCCCUCAGGACAACCUUUGCGACUUCAUCGACCACUGUGGGGACGACUCGGACGAGGACCCCUACAUCUGCAAGGGUUUUAGUGGACGCUGCAACUUUGAAUUUGACCUCUGCUCCUGGCACCAGUGCUUGAAGGACGACUUUGAUUGGCAGAUCAAAGCUGGCAGCACCCCCACUUUGGGCACAGGGCCGUCCACGGACCAUACUCUGAGAGACCCCGCUGGACAUUACCUCUACCUUAAGAGCUCCUUUCCCCAGGCGGCCGGGAAUACCGCCCGUGUAUCAGGGCCUGUGCUAAGCUACAGAAGCUCCCAGUGCAAGAUGCGUUUCUUCUUCCACAUGUCUGGAGACGGCAUGGGAACUCUGGCUGUGUUCAGGAAGAGUGAAGGACGUCUCGACCUGCUCCUCAACCUGACGGGAGACCAGGGCAACUACUGGCAGAUGACGGAGGUCCCGCUGAGCCACACCAAGGACUUCCAGGUCACGUUUGAGGGCAAAGUGGGCAGAAAUCCAAAGGGGGACAUCUGCUUGGAUGACAUCACCUUUUCACCAGGGUGCCUGCUGGCCUCCUCGACUGUGGCAGACGACAACACUCCACCUCUUCAAGGCUGGUGCUCUUCAGGCUUGCUGCCGUGUGACAACGGUCGCUGCUUCUCCGCUGGCCAACGCUGUGACUUCAGAGACGACUGUGGAGAUGGCACCGACGAAAAGCACUGCGGGACGUCCUGCUCCUUUGAGGAGGGCCCGUGUGGCUGGAAGAGCUCCCUGGCGGACAAUUUUGAUUGGUCCCUGGGAACGGGCUCGCUCCAGAGCAUACGACCGCCAUACGAUCACACUUUGAAGGAUGAAAACGGUCAUUUCCUCUACCUGGAAGCGACGCCGGUGGGACUGAAAGGCGAUAAAGCUCACAUCAGGACUUCUGUUUGGAAAGAGUCUAGUUCCAUUUGCAAGCUCUCCUUCUGGUACUACAUCUCCCACAAGGCCUCCGGAACCAUCCGCCUGCUCGUUAAGACAGAGGACGCCUUGUGGGAGGCGUGGAACAAAACGGGCCAUCAGGGGAACCAGUGGAACCAAGCCCAGGUCUCGCUGAGGAAACUGAGGAACUUCCAGGUGAUAUUCGAGGGCGUGCGUUGGCGGGACGUGAGCGGGGGCGCCGCCUUGGACGACCUGGAGUUUGAAGACUGCGCCCCCAGUGCUGCAGAGCUCACCAGCUGCCCUGCAGUCACAGACUUUGUGUGUCACAGCGGCCGCUGCAUCGAGUCCCACCUGGCGUGCGACGGCAAGGCCGACUGCGCUGACCAAUCUGAUGAGGAAAACUGUGAGGGAGUUUUUGCCACGCCGGGAGCUUGUAAUUUCGACAUGGAUGGAUGGGAGGAGACCUGCCAGCUCUCACAGGACACUGACGAUGAUUUUGAUUGGAGGAUCCGUGGCAGCAGCGAGGCAGUGGGAACUGGGCCACCUUCUGAUCACAGUCCAGGUGGCGGGGGGAACUUCCUCUACAUCCACUCAGCCGCUCAGAGAGAGGGCGACGUUGCCAAGGUGACGACCAUUAGUCCCUUUCCAGCCAGCGUCGGCCUGUGUCACCUGCGCUUCUGGUUCUACAUGCACGGCUCUGACAGGAUUGGGACGCUGAAGGUCUUCACCAAAGGACCCAGUGGAAUCCCACUGUUGAUGUGGGCGGUGGCUGGCAAUCAAGGCGCGCGCUGGACGUACGCCAACGUCAUUCUAUCCAACCCGGCGCCUUUCCGGGUGACCUUCCAGGCCGAAGUGGGCGGAGACAUGUGGACCGACAUUGCCCUGGAUGACAUCACCUAUUCAGCCGAGUGCCUGGCUGGAGGACCAGUGACCCCACAGCCUGUCACCUGCAGCGUGGACCACUUCCAGUGCGUCUACUCCUUCCAGUGCAUUCCUAAGAGCUGGCAGUGCGAUGGCCAGUGGGACUGUUUGGACAGGUCUGAUGAAGAGUCCUGCCCCACGGCGAUACCCGGCACCCUCCCUCCUCAGGGCGACUGUCCUGGGGGACACUACCAGUGUUCCAACGACCUCUGUGUCCCCGCCCUACUGCGCUGCGAUGGCGUGUCCGACUGCCCCGAUGGCGAGGACGAGUACGGCUGCCCCUUGCUGCAGUGUGAGCUGGGAGAGCUGCUGUGUGAAAGCCAGCCUGCUUGUCUUCCUCUCCACAAGCGCUGUGACCACUUUGCAGACUGUCUGCCUUUCCUCUCUGAUGAGUCCAGCUGUGAAGAUUGUCCUCCACGGUACUGCCUGGAUCACGGCUCAUGCCGUGUGGAGACGCAUGGACCUGUUUGCAUGUGUUUCCCAGGCUGGACUGGCAACCGAUGCCACGUGCGAGAGAAGCCGCUCGUCUCCACGCCGACGCCCCCCAAGCUUGAGGACACGCAGCUUGAUACGGUCUAUGCCGGCAUCGCCAUCGGAAUGCUGCUGCUGGGGUGCGGAAUAGCGGUCUGCGUCCUGGCUCUGUGCAAGAAGCGGUGCCGCGUGGCGAAACGGGACCAGACGGCCUAUGGAAUGAUGAAUCACCCCACCUUUGACUGGAGGGCAAAGCUCCCAAAGAGGGGGGGCCGCCACGCAGCCAAAGAGGCGGGAGGGCUCUCCAUUAGCGUGUACCCUUGGACCAGGGAGGCGGAGAGCUCAACCUGGAGAGACGCCAAGCUGUCCUUCGCCAACCCGCUCUACAGCCACGCCCACCCCGCCACCAGCUCCCAGGCUUGAAGUGAUGCACACGCACGUUGCACUCACACACGGAGGUCAGCUCUGAUGCAACUGGCAAGAAAAGCUUAAUUUCAAGCGGCGGUCGGUUUAAAUGACGGAACUUCAAUCACUUUACGGAAAUUAAAGCAAUUACAAGUAAAUCCUUUCUUUUUCCUGGUCGCUUCUCUUGUUGCCAGGUAGAAUUCAUAGGAACAGGACAUUAAACCUGAUUAUGAAAGAAACACUGAGGAUUAUGAGACAGGUUUAUUUCAGUUAAAGUUAAGUUAAAGUACCAAUGAUUGUCACACACACACACUAGGUGUGGUGAAAUUAUUCUCUGCAUU